Messenger RNA from Centruroides sculpturatus (bark scorpion), 2806 nucleotides. RefSeq names its product protein tincar-like. The record is from RefSeq and is a predicted model, not a curated record. Lineage: Eukaryota; Metazoa; Arthropoda; Arachnida; Scorpiones; Buthidae. The coding region runs from base 210 to 2747 and encodes 845 amino acids. The transcript is spliced from 4 exons.
CAGACAUCAAUCCGACGGAGCAGUUAGGGGAGAGACUUCAUUGAGCUGUGACGGGUGCUGUCGAGUCUGGAUGGUGAGCAUGUUGUGUGUGUGCCAGCAGUGGGCCUACACCGAACUUCACUGAUUGGUUGUGGCAACGAAAUUAACAGAUGAAAGUUUUCGGUCGUAUAGAUUGGGAGUCUUGACAGCUCGCUUGGAAAUAACAGAAAAUGGGUUCCACCUUCGGUUGUCAGCACUUGCAGAUCAACAAUCUCUGGUCGGUUUGGUACUGCACCAUGGCGUUGGCCUUUCAGAUUUACAUCAUCGUUAUCAGUAUACGCCAUUUCACGGACUAUAUAUCACUCCCUUGGCCCAUUCACGAUCAACCUUACUUCGAACUUAACGCUUACGUUGGAUUUAUCGGAGCGGCCGUGGUCAUGCUGCCUUUCUUCGUAGUGGCCGCUCUUCUUAAGAUCGGUAAUUAUGCCAACGAUGGCUACAAACUGGGUGGUGCCGAUCACCUGCAAUCGGCGGUCUAUCAGAACCUAAAAAGGAAAAAGUGCUCGCAUUGGUUGAGGACAAUCUGGAGACACGGUGGACCCACCGCACCCUUUUUGCAUCUGGCAGCUGCUUUUUGCCUUUUGUUACCCAGGUUAUUGAUUCAUGCUCAAUUAAUUAAACAUGGAUUCGUGGCUAAAGAUGGACUGUGGAAAACAGAUCUGGACUUUUUGAUGACUCAUCGCGAACGACUGGUAGCUCUUAGCUUCUUGUCGACAGUUAACGAGACAGAACUGUGGCAAAGAGAAUCAGCAGACCUGAAGAAUGCUAAAAAUCUAGACUUGCAACUGGACGACAUUCCUCCAAUCUCGUCAGAAUACCUUAAUUACGCUACGGCGCUCUUGGUGUAUGCAGUAAGGUACCCUUCGGUUUUUUGGAAAGUCAAUAAGUGUUUCGGACUUAUCUUCUCUUUCCAACUCAUCUUAAAUGGCCUGCAACAGCUACUAUCCUUCACAGGUUUUGCCGUUUUGUAUAAAGUGCAGAUAUAUGGCCCCAGGACUAUCCUUCUUCGAUUUACGCCUCUUUUACUUAACGUGCCACUAUCCGUGUUGUUGUUUUUAGUUUACAAUAUCAUCAUGACGCUCUCUGGCUCUGUGCUUUACAUGUACGGAUUGCAAAAGCAUCGAGAGUGGUUAGAUAGGGAUGUACAGAAACAUCAUGUGACUUGGAAGAACGAAGCCAAGAGGCUGUGGGGUUAUAUCCCUCACGUUAGUGCAUUUUUAGUAGUACUGAUGAUAGCCCUGUCUGCCGCGCCGCUUAUGUAUGACUACACUUUAGUGUACUGUGGAAGUUUAGACGGUGCGGUGCUGGCAGCUGUCACCGGUACGGUAAUGCAUCUUUUCUUGUGGAUUGUGUUCUGGUUGAUGCUGACUGUGAAACAAAAAUGGAGUUUCGCUUCCGAAUCUAUGCCCUACGCUCAUUCCAUGUGUAAUGGAUAUGCGGGAAAAACUGCUAACGAAAGCGUAGAAGGAUACAGAAGAGGUAAAGAAGCUCCACUUUUGGUAAUAGACAAUGGCCAAACGUUUCAGGUACGAGAGAAAAUGUCGAAGAAAGCUAUAUUGAGCGUGGCGCAGAAAUCUGCUACUUCCAGGAAACAACCCACCCCGAGUGAUGAUGAUGAUAUAUAUUGGCUGAAACCUAAACCUCCAUCUCCUAAAGACACUAAAAGCUCUCCGGAAACGGACAGAUUGACUUGGCUAAAGAAUCAAAGGAAAUCUCCAGGAACUAAACAUAAAGUCACUUUCGACGAAGGCCUCCUUAGUAGUAAUUCCUGUAAACGCACCAGGUCAUUGAAAUCGCCUAAAAAUUCUGGGAAGCACAAGAAGAACGUUAAAUUAGAAGAUCUGUCGGAUUCAAACUCGGAAGAAGGCGAUUAUGCCACUCUAAAGGAUUUGCCUCCUCCACCGCGACCAGACGAAGAUGGCUUUGAAGUGCAGAGCCAAGAUGACGUGACGGAUAUGAAAAAGUUGGAUGAUGGUGAUUACGAAUUACUUCUGGAGGAGAACCCGCCCAUUCGUCAAAUUAAUGCACCGGUUGUAGUACACAGUGCCAACGGCCUAAUCGGGGGUAACAUCACACCAAAGAGUACCAGGAGCACGGAUUCCGGAGCCAGUAAAGGCAGCGUGGAUCAAAAUUUGACCCCUCGUUCGGGCUCAGUCAGCGAAACUUCUACCACUCCCGAUCGAGGAGGAGGAAGUGAUUCUUCCAGUGGUGUCCACUCUAAUUCUAGCGGGGGUGGCGAUAAGCGGUCUACUAGUAUGGAAAACUUGACACCCAUCAGUUUUCCCAGACACGCGUGGAAGAGCAUGUCUCUUCAACGUAAUAUUGCCACCCCCGGGGUCUUGAUGCACGGCAACCAGACUUACAAACCGGAUGCUGGGAUCUACUACGACCCUCGCGAGACCACAAUGGUGAUAUGGAGGAAGCCAAAAUUAAGUAAAGAUGCAGCAAGUACGGGUGAACCGUUCGGCAGAGCAACUAAUAUCAGAAUGACUUCUUUCUCGGACCAACCCGACUACGGACCAAAGACUGCUCCCACUUCGCCCAGACAGCUGAUCAACCAAAAUAGGAACCACACGCUGGGCCAUUACAGCAAACCUCUCAAUCCUCAUCUCAUGAUGGCUCCCGGAGUGCAGAUGCAGAGGAGGGACUCUGCCAAUUAUUCUCUAACUUCUUCGGGUGAAUCCGACAAUUACAUGUCUCAAUGUUGACAAUCUCGAACCAGGCAAUAAGAUGUGCAAUGCGGAGAACGGAAUUUAUUUUUUUAAAG